This is a messenger RNA of Cyphellophora attinorum, 1575 nucleotides long. Its product is annotated as Purine-cytosine permease fcyB. Lineage: Eukaryota; Fungi; Ascomycota; Eurotiomycetes; Chaetothyriales; Cyphellophoraceae. The transcript has 4 exons. Gene Ontology annotation, cellular component: fungal-type vacuole membrane; plasma membrane. The coding region runs from base 1 to 1575 and encodes 524 amino acids. The record is from RefSeq and is a predicted model, not a curated record. Gene Ontology annotation, biological process: transmembrane transport. Gene Ontology annotation, molecular function: transmembrane transporter activity.
AUGGAUUCCAAGUCCUCCCACAUCGCUGGCGCCGCCCCAGAGAAGGGCAUCGUCGAGAAGGAUCUCGAAAGCGGUCAUGACUCGAGCCUCGACGCCAACGAUACACGUGCAGGCUCUGUGACACCAGCAUAUGAAGUCGCGAAAACAGCGCACAUCCAGCAUGCUAUUGCACCGUUUCGCUACCUCAACCAGGGGGAGCUGUGGCUCGAUAGAAAGCUCGGUAUCGAGACGCAGGGUAUUGAUCGCAUUCCUGAAGACCAAAAGCGCCCUCCUUCCAUCUGGAAUACCUUCUUGAUGUGGUGGUCGAUGACAUGCCACGUCGGCACCAUCCCUCUCGGUGUCCUCGGCCCUGAAUUUGGUCUGACUCUCGGCGACUCUGCUGCGGCUAUCGUCGUUGGAACAUUCCUGGGAGCCUCUACCGGCCUUCGACAAAUCGCGACCAGUCGAUACAGCUUCGGCUUCUGGGGCGCCAAGCUCUGCUCCGUCCUCAACGUGAUCGUCGGUGGCGGCUUCGCGGUCGUCAACGUCGUCGUCACCGGCCAAAUGCUCAGCGCCGUAUCGGACUACUCCAUGACCAUCUCAGUUGGCUGCGUUAUCGUAGCCGUAAUAAGCUACGUCGUCAGCGUCUUCGGCUUCGCCAUGAUCCAUACCUUUGAGAAGUACAGCUGGAUCCUGAGCUUCAUCCUCAUCUGCGUGCUGUACGGCCAAGCGGCACCGCAUAUAGCUCCCGACACACCCGCACCAUACGGCAAAGACUUGGCUUAUGCUGGCAGCUGGCUCUCAUUCAUGUCCAUCAACUUCUCCAGCGCCUCCGGCUGGUGCUCGAUCGCGGCGGACUACUACUGCAAUUAUCCGGCGAACACGAAGUCGUCCAAGGUGUUCUUCCUCACUCUUGCUGGUGUCACCCUUCCGACCGUAUUCACCACCUUCGCUGGUGCUUGCAUCGGCAACGGAGCCCUUCUGGCGGAGUACAAGCCAUGGAACGACGCCUAUGAGGACCACGGUCUCGGUGGGCUGCUGCGCGAGGUGUACCAUCCGCUUGGCUGGUCCAAGACUUGCCUCGUCUUCCUCACAUUCUCCGUGCUCGGCAACAACAUCGCCAUCAACUACUCCUCGGGUCUUUCCCUGCAGCUGUUGGGCCACUACUUCCACGCCAUUCCGCGAUUUAUCUGGUCGUUCUUGGUGGCGCUCGUCGUGGCCAUUCUCGCUAUUGUCGGCAAAGAUCACUUGUCGACUAUUGUCAGCAACUUUGUGUCUUUGCUGGGUUACUGGACUGUCAGCUUCACGCUGAUUUUGUUGAUGGAGGAUAAAUGGUUCAGGAGGCGAGAUGCGUAUGACUUGGAAGUCUGGGAUAAGCCGAGCAAGCUGCCGGUUGGUGCUGCGGCGGUUUUGGCGCUGCUGUCGGGUUAUCUUGCUGGUGGUUUGCCGGGGAUGGCACAAGUUUGGUAUGUUGGUCCGAUCGCAGCCAAAUUCGGUCCGUACGGCGGUGAUGUUGGCGUCUACAUGUCUGCUGCCAUCACUCUGCUGGUCUACCCAAUACUCAGGACGUUCGAGAAGAAGCGAUUUGGGCGGUAA